AUGGCUCUCCGCACAGUCUUCACCUUGACGACUGCCCGCUCUACAAUUUCGCGAGGCGUAUACAGCGCUGAGCUCUAUUCUUCCACUGGUUUCCAAUUGACCAAAUCCUCCCUACCAAGAUACCAGACACGUCUGUCCUCAAGCUCGACCUCCGCAUUAGCCUAUAAGGCACUUCAUCGCCGGUCUCCGCUUCCUCUCCCAGUCGCCGAGACCUCACCAACAUGGUCCGCUCCGGCGGCGGUCUCAUCAAUUCUCUACGAAACGCCUGUUCCUUCGACAAAACCUCCAAAGCGACAUGUGUUGAACUGCUUGGUGCAAAACGAGCCGGGAGUGCUGUCUCGUAUAUCUGGUAUCCUGGCCGCGCGUGGAUUUAAUAUUGACAGUCUUGUCGUUUGCAAUACGGAGGUUGAGGAUCUGUCUCGCAUGACAAUCGUUCUUCGCGGAUUGGACGGCGUUGUUGAGCAGGCCAGGCGCCAGUUGGAUGACCUGGUUCCUGUCUGGGCUGUCUUAGACUACACAGACGCCGCUCUGGUCCAGCGUGAACUUCUUUUAGCCAAAGUCAGCAUUUUGGGACCUGAAGUUUUCGAAGAGCUCCUUCAUCAUCAUAGCGAGAUGACUUCGCCUGAGAGUGCCAUGGCCAUCGAUUCAGAGAAAGCCGGCAGCACAGAAACUAGCGGAAAGGAUGCCCACAAGCGCGAAGUACAAAAAGUGAAUGGCACACUGUCCAGGGCCGCGGACUUUCACCCCAAUCGCCUAGCAGUCAGUGAGGCGUUGAGGCAUAAACACCAGCAUCUCGAAGCUAUCACCCAUUUAACUCACCAAUUCGGUGGAAAGGUGUUAGAUAUCAGCUCCAACAACUGCAUUGUAGAAAUCUCUGCCAAGCCAUCCCGUAUUAACUCGUUCUUGAAACUGAUUGCGCCGUUCGGUAUUCUUGAGUCUACUCGAACUGGUCUCAUGGCUUUGCCUCGUACUCCAAUUGGCCCAGUAAAUGAAGACUUGGAGAAAGAGGCGGCUGAAGUUGUGGAUGCUAGCACCCUCCCUCCUGGUUAG
Ophidiomyces ophidiicola is the source of this 1050-nucleotide messenger RNA. It is a transcript of the gene ILV6, whose product is annotated as acetolactate synthase, regulatory subunit. Gene Ontology annotation, cellular component: acetolactate synthase complex; mitochondrial nucleoid. The record is from RefSeq and is a predicted model, not a curated record. The transcript is spliced from 2 exons. Gene Ontology annotation, biological process: branched-chain amino acid biosynthetic process. The coding region runs from base 1 to 1050 and encodes 349 amino acids. Gene Ontology annotation, molecular function: acetolactate synthase regulator activity. Lineage: Eukaryota; Fungi; Ascomycota; Eurotiomycetes; Onygenales; Onygenaceae.